GCCCUCUACUGCUAUGCGCAGGCCUUGCUGCUCGAUCAGUGUCGGUGCAGCCAUGCUGAUACUGACUGAUGCUUAAGAUUAGCAAUGUGUUAGCAAGCUGACUGCAGUGCUCUCAAUCAAUUGCGCAUCAUUGGCGCAGAUAGCUGCGACUAAAGGUGGAGUAGUCGCGAGCAGUGAGGCAAAGCUCGAGGGACCACUAGCGCCGGAAGUCUUCACGAAGUCCGCACGCGAGACCUUGAUGGUCCACUGACAGCUCUUCGCGUCCAUCUCCCACCAACAAACAGACACAGUCAUGGAAUCGACAGACCUCGUGGAGCGAAGGUCGAACUUUCUUCGGGAAGCUGCGCACUUGCUGGCGAUUUCGUCACCGACCACUUCAGCAUUUCUUGGUUCGGCGCAGGACAGGCUCAUCGAAGACGCAGAGAUAGAUCUGCAGCAGAAAGAAGUUGAUGCACUUCGGAGACGGUUCUGCGGUGCCUGCGGCAACCUGCUGAUAGCAGGAUGGUCUUGCAGGGUUGUUCAUCAGACUGAGACGAAGAGGGCGCGAAAGGAGAAGAAGACAUGUAAAGACUCGACACCGCCGGCCAAACACAUUGUAUACACCUGCUUGAGAUGUGAACGACAGACAAUACAGUCGUUACAGGCGAGACCGUCGAAACCUGUCAGGAAAAUGACAGCUCCAAAAGCCUCUCAGCCAUUGCCAGAGCCCAAACAGCAGGCCCAAGAGGCCAGUAAAGUGGUCAAAUCAGUCAAUGCGAGCAGCAAAGAGAGGAGAAAAGCUCGAAAAGGUGGUCUUGCGGCGAUGCUCGAGAAAAACAAGUCCCUAAACUCCAGUCAAGGCGGAUUCGACUUGAUGGACUUUGGUAUGUAAGCAGCUCUCGUAGGGCUGCAGAAUGACUAGGGUCCAGGAGAAGGUUCCAGGUACCCCGCCACUGUCCGCCAUAAUUUCUAACUUGGAGAAUUUCGUCACACUACCGCUGCCCCGCGCCGACUGCUGCAACUUUUCUACGGCUUUACCAACACAACCACCUUUACUGCAUACGAACAGAGAUAACGCAAAUGGCCGAACACAAGAGUCUCGCGAAGGACCUCUUCGAGGAUAUGGGGCGCAAGGUCGCCGACGCGAGCGCACAGCAAGAAGAGGACGACUCUCGGGUUGUUGACGAGAUUGAGAGUCUGUGUAUGAACUGCCACGAAAACG
Molecule: messenger RNA, 1201 nt
Organism: Macroventuria anomochaeta
Lineage: Eukaryota; Fungi; Ascomycota; Dothideomycetes; Pleosporales; Didymellaceae
Exons: 1
Coding region: 293-871 (192 amino acids)
Biological process (GO): tRNA processing
Cellular component (GO): nucleolar ribonuclease P complex
Source: RefSeq, a predicted model, not a curated record